AACCACAAUAUAACAAUGGCGGGAGUUUGAAUUACAGCAGAAAAAAAGAGAGAGCAAACAAUCAGGGACAGCUACAAAUUCGAGACAAGAAAAUGGAAAAUACAAGCCACAAUGAUGUUGAUUCUCUUUGCAGGAAUAUUCAAGAGCUUAGAGAUAUUCAAAGAAGUUGUAUUGAAGAUCCAGAGUCCUGCGAUUUAGAACUGAAGAAAUUACUGGAAGAUUCUACACUUCAAUUUAAGAGCAAAGUGGAACAGAUAUUGUAUGAUGCUUCAGAGAUCAGCUUCUCGUCUGAUGAGGAUAUAGAUGAAUUUUGGGAAUAUUUGAAGAAUGAGCUAAGCACAGAGGAGGCUAAGAAUGCAAAAAUAGCAGAUGAAAUUGAGGGGCUUUCAAGGGAAUAUGUUGAAGGUUAUAGCAAAUUGGUGAACGGGAUUGAAGGCCUAAGUUGUUCUUUGGAGCUCAUAGAAUCACAGGGACUUGAACAAGGAAGAGUACUGGCAAAUUUUGCUUGUUCGACAACUGGAGAAGAUAAUGGAAACUUGUCAAAUACAUCUGUGGAAUAUAACUUUAAGAUCUUAGAAUUAGGCAUUCAGCUUGAGGAGAGCGAAAUGAAUUUGAAGUCAUUGCAAGAUCUCGAGAGUACGCUCAACAGGCUUGAGGCUAUGGAGGAGUUUGAAGAUGCAUGUUCUGGUCUUAAGAUAGUUGAAUUUGAGGGGAACUGCAUCAGAUUAUCUUUGAGAACUUCUAUCCCAAACUUAGAAAGCUUGUUGCAUAACCAAAAUAUAGUUGAUGUUGUUGAAACACCAGAGAAGAAUCAUGAGUUGUUAAUUGAACUGAUGGACGGAACCAAGGAGCUAAAACAUGCCGAGAUUUUCCCAAAUGAUGUAUAUAUAAGUGAAAUAACUGAUGCUGCGACAUCCUUCAGACAGGCCUAUUCUGUGACAGUUCUUGAAGAUAGAUGUUUUUUGGAGUGGUUGGUUAGAAGGGUGCAGGAUCGAAUUGUUCUUUGCACAUUAAGGCAAUUUCUGGUGAAGAGCGCAAAUAAUGCAAGGCAUUCAUUUGAAUACAUGGAUAGAGAGGAGAUGAUAGUAGCUCAUAUGGUUGGUGGAAUCGAUGCUUUCAUAAAGCCACUUCAAGGUUGGCCACUAACUAGCUCUGGUUUAACGCUGAUGUCUCUGAAGAGCUCAAGUCACUCCUCAAAAGAAAUACCUUUGACCGUCCUUUGCAAGGUUGCGGAAGUGGCAAACUCGUUGGAUACAAAUUCACGACAGACUAUCUCAGUCUUCGCGGAUAGAGUUGAAGAGAUACUUAUGCAGCAAAUGAGUGCAGUAAUUUCAAACUGAAAAUAUUCCAGAAGAUUACUUCUUCCCUGCUCUGUGUCUGUACUCAUUUUGGUAAGAUUUAUCAAUGUCAUAAUACUGUUUACAUUCAAUAGUAUGCCAGCUGCUAGUUCUCCGAAUCACUCUGUAAAUUUUCCAGCUAUGGAGAUGGUAUCUAUAAAAAACAUUUGAAUUAGUAUGUCCUAAUUUAUCUCACUGAAUUUUUCAGAUAUUUGAACAGAAGUGGAGAGUUAGUAUCACCCUGAUGUAGGUUUCUCAUAAAAGUGUCAAACUAUCACUUGCAUGUAAACCUUAACUCUAAUGCAUAUGAUUAUUUGUGUGAGCUUAGUAUCAUUAUGGAUGUAUAACGGGAUUUUUAAUCAUAUCAAGGUAUAUAGCUCAGAGUCUACGCUUCC
Nicotiana attenuata is the source of this 1732-nucleotide messenger RNA. RefSeq lists its product as uncharacterized. Lineage: Eukaryota; Viridiplantae; Streptophyta; Magnoliopsida; Solanales; Solanaceae. The record is from RefSeq and is a predicted model, not a curated record. Bases 93 to 1340 code for a protein of 415 amino acids. The transcript has 12 exons.